Messenger RNA from Apodemus sylvaticus (European woodmouse), 2855 nucleotides. It is a transcript of the gene Wdr36, whose product is annotated as WD repeat domain 36. The coding region runs from base 138 to 2825 and encodes 895 amino acids. Gene Ontology annotation, biological process: rRNA processing. Gene Ontology annotation, molecular function: protein binding. Gene Ontology annotation, cellular component: Pwp2p-containing subcomplex of 90S preribosome; small-subunit processome. The transcript has 23 exons. The record is from RefSeq and is a predicted model, not a curated record. NCBI's taxonomy places the organism in Eukaryota, Metazoa, Chordata, Mammalia, Rodentia, Muridae.
UGUACAACCGGCACCGGAUCCCGGAAGCACUCUUCAAUCUCCUGCUCCGGCCCCGGCUUCUCACGAGGCACGCUGGAGCGCCUGGUGAGCACUUUCCACCCGGCCGCGAGCUGAGCGGAAUCCGGUCUGUGGCGGAGAUGGAGAGCGCUGUGGAAGGCCGCACGGCCAGCGUGCUGUUCGCGGGGUUCCGGGCCUUGGGACUGUUCAGCAACGAUGUUCCACACGUGGUGCGGUACAGCGCGCUCAAGCGCCGCUUCUACGUGACGACUUGCGUGGGCAAGAGCUUCCACACAUAUGACGUUCAGAAACUUAGUCUGGUUGCAGUAAGUAACUCUGUUCCACAGGAUAUCUGUUGCAUGGCAGCCGAUGGGAGGCUAGUCUUUGUUGCAUAUGGGAACGUUUUCUCUGCUUUUGCCCGUAAUAAAGAGAUAGUGCACACUUUUAAGGGCCAUAAAGCAGAAGUACAUCUUCUGCAGCCCUUCGGGGAUCACGUCAUCUCCGUGGAUACUGACAGCGUCCUUAUUGUUUGGCACAUUUAUUCAGAAGAAGAAUACCUUCAGUUGACUUUUGAUAAGUCAGUUUUUAAAAUCUCUACAAUUUUGCAUCCAAGCACCUAUCUGAAUAAAGUCCUACUGGGCAGUGAGCAGGGAAGCCUGCAGUUAUGGAAUAUAAAGACCAAUAAACUUCUAUAUACAUUUCCAGGGUGGAAGGUUGGAGUGACAGCUCUUCAACAGGCACCAGCUGUAGAUGUUGUUGCCAUUGGUCUUGUGUCUGGUCAAGUUGUCAUUCACAACAUUAAGUUCGAUGAAACAUUAAUGAAGUUCCAGCAGGACUGGGGACCCAUUACUUCCAUCUCAUUUCGCACAGAUGGUCAUCCAAUAAUGGCAGCUGGAAGCCCAUGUGGCCAUAUCGGACUCUGGGAUCUGGAAGACAAAAAAUUAAUUAACCAAAUGAGAAAUGCACACUCUACAGCAAUAUCUGGGCUGACGUUUCUCCAUAGAGAGCCGUUGCUUGUUACAAAUGGCGCUGAUAAUGCUCUUAGGAUAUGGAUAUUUGAUGGACCUACAGGUGAAGGACGACUGUUAAGGUUCAGAAUGGGGCACAGUGCGUCUCUUACCAAGAUUAGAUAUUACGGACAAAAUGGACAGCAGAUUUUAAGUGCAAGUCAAGAUGGGACUCUACAGUCAUUUUCUACAGUUCAUGAAAAAUUCAACAAGAGCUUGGGGCAUGGAUUAGUAAACAAAAGGAUAGUUAAGCGGAAAGGACUUCAGAACACCAUGUCAGUAAGGCUUCCGCCCAUCACACACUUCGCUGCUGAGGAAGCUCGUCAGAGUGACUGGGAUGGCAUCAUUGCUUGCCAUCAGGGUAAGCUGUCGUGCUCAACCUGGAAUUACCAAAGAUCUACAAUAGGUUCUUACUUUCUCAGGCCAAGAAAAUUAAAGGCAAACAAUGUUACUGCAACAGCAGUAGAUAUAACUUCCUGUGGAAACUUUGCAAUAAUUGGCCUCUCCUCAGGAGCUGUAGAUGUGUAUAACAUGCAGUCUGGUAUACAUCGAGGAAGUUUUGGAGAUGAUAAAGCUCAUACAGGCUCUGUUAGAGGUGUUGCGGUAGAUGGAUUAAAUCAGCUGGCAGUUACAGCUGGAAGCGAACGGUUACUCAAAUUCUGGAACUUUAAAAGCAAAGUUUUGAUCCACUCUCUGAGCCUUGAUUCAUCUCCAAAUAUGAUGCUGCUUCAUAGGGACAGUGGCAUCCUGGGGCUCGCCCUGGAUGACUUCUCCAUUACGGUCUUCGACAUAGAAACUAAGAAGGUUGUCAGAGAGUUUUCUGGACACCAAGGCCAAAUAAAUGACAUGACGUUCAGUCCUGAUGGCCGUUGGUUGAUAAGCGCUGCAAUGGAUUGCUCUGUUAGGACUUGGGACCUUCCCUCAGGGUGCCUUAUCGACUGCUUUCUGUUGGACUCAGCCCCUCUCAAUGUUACUAUGUCCCCAACUGGAGACUUUCUAGCAACUUCCCAUGUGGAUCACCUUGGAAUUUAUCUGUGGUCAAAUAUUUCCCUCUAUUCAGUUGUCUCCCUGCGACCACUUCCUCCAGAUUAUGUCCCUUCAGUAGUGAUGCUUCCUGGUACUUGUCAAAACCAAGGUAUGGAAGUCCUGGAAGAACAGACGGAGCCAAGUGAUGAAAUGAUAGAGUAUGAGUCUCCAGAGCAGUUGAGUGAGCAACUGGUGACGCUCUCACUCCUCCCUGAGUCACGCUGGAAAAACCUUCUGAAUCUUGAUGUUAUCAAGAAAAAGAAUAAACCAAAAGAACCACCCAAGGUUCCCCAGUCAGCUCCAUUUUUCAUCCCAACAGUUCCUGGGCUUGUCCCCAGGUUUGCAGUACCUGAACCCAGCAGUGACCCCCAGGAGUCUAAGGUGGUAAACCUUGGGAUUUUGGCUCAAAAAUCAAAUUUCUACCUGAAACUUGAAGAAGGAUUGCUAAAUAAUCAGUAUGAAGCUGCUCUUAGCCUUCUGAAAGAGUUAGGCCCGUCAGCGAUUGAAACGGAGCUGCGCAGCCUGUCUCCUGAUGAUGGUGGCUCAGUAGAGGUCAUGCGGAGCUUUCUGAAUAUGAUUGGGAUGAUGUUGGACAGAAAGCGGGAUUUUGAGUUAGCCCAGGCAUACCUUGCGUUGUUUUUGAAGUUACACCUCAAAAUGCUUCCUUCGGAGCCAGUGCUUUUAGAGGAGCUGGCGAAGUUGUCGUCACAGGUAGAGAAAGAUUGGACGCACUUACAGUCACUCUUCAACCAAAGCAUGUGUGUAUUAAACUAUAUCAAAAGUGCUCUGUUGUAAAAAAUAAACUUAAGUGAUUACAGAAAUCAA